Molecule: messenger RNA, 972 nt
Organism: Desarmillaria tabescens
Lineage: Eukaryota; Fungi; Basidiomycota; Agaricomycetes; Agaricales; Physalacriaceae
Product: NAD-P-binding protein
Exons: 9
Coding region: 1-972 (323 amino acids)
Source: RefSeq, a predicted model, not a curated record
AUGGGUGGCGUUCCGUCGAAAACCUUCAACCCUGUAGAGGAUCUUCCUAGUCUAUCUGGGAAAGUGGUGGUAGUAACUGGCUCUAGUAAAGGCAUAGGCUUCGCUAUAUUGCAGCACUUUGCGAGGAUGGGUGCAAAGGUGUACAUGGCUGCUCGAGAUGAAACCAGAGCGAAAGAAGCCAUCGAACGACUUGACAAAGAAGGACGCGAAUCUGGUCUCGGGGAAGUCAUUUGGCAUCAGCUCGACCUCAAAGAUCCUCAUUCUGCAAAGGAAUCGGCAGAACGCUUCAUUGCUCGGGAAAAGAGACUUGACAUCUUGGUAAACAACGCAGCAAUGAUUGCCAGCCUCGGAAAGGUCCAAGAGAAUGCAGAUGGGAUUGUGGAGAGCAUGGCAGUCAACUACCUAGGACCCUACGUAUUUACAAGAAGUCUUCUCCAGCUUCUCGAAUCAACAACCUCCCUGGAUGGGGCCGACGUGCGAAUAAUCAAUGUCGGAUCCGGUGGUCAUAGCCUUGUGAGCUACCUAGAAUACGGCUCCAAAGAGGCGUGGAACCAUCAAUUUAAAUGGUCUCUAGUGCCAUCCUUCGAGCGUUAUAAAUACUCAAAACUCGCCAUGCAUCUGUGGACGAAUGACUUGGCGCGACGCCUUUCUGAAGAAAAAUCCAAAGUAAUGGUACUAAUCACGCAACCAGGUGCCAUCCUAAGUGAUGGCACUAUUCAAUCCCUGAAAGGUCUUCCGUAUCCUCCGUUUUGGAUCUGGCUGGCAGGGCUGCUGAUGCAUCCUCAGACCACAGGAGCAUAUACAUCAGUUUUCGCAGCUUGUGCACCGCGCGAUAACCCGGAAAUAUCCCAGGGUGCCUAUAUCUACCCUCCGAACAUUGCGAUAGCGCAAGCGCCAGCCGCUUUGGAUGAGGAUAGACAACGGAAGUUGGUCGAUUUCACUGAGGAGUUCUUGAAGAGCAUUGGAGUUUAG